AAAAUAUUUCAACCGAUAAACAAUAACAACAAUAAUGGAACAACAAGCUGAAGAACAAGUGAUAAUUAAAUUAUAUCUUUCCAAAGAACAUAUUAGAAGAUUUACAAUUCCAAAGAUCGCAUCUUAUGAAGAUUUAAAGAGUAGAAUUAUUCAAUUCUAUGAUGAAGUUGGUCAGACAAUUAACCCAUCCGAAGAUUUAGAUUUACAAUAUUGUGACGAUGAUAAUGAAUGGACUGUGUUGAGAAAUGAAGAUGAUUGGUAUUGUUGUAAGGCAAUUUGUCCAACAAAUAUUAAAAUCAGAAAGCCUUCAAUGUGGAUGAAAGCACAAUUUACUUACAAGUCAGGGCAACAAGCUGUUAUUCAAUCUUUCAACAAGGAAAAGAAAUAUUUGGUAGAAAAGAGCAAGCAAAUCUUCUCUCAAGUUAAUGAAGAAUUCCAAAAAUUGAGUUCAAAUCAAGAAGUUAAAAAGCUUGAAAGUACUAUGUCACAUGCUGUUAAUGACUUUAUUGAAACUGUCACACCAUUAUUACAAACAGCCACAAAUACCACUUGUGAAUUCAUUUCAUCAGUUGAAAACUCACUGAAAACUAGUGCUUCCUCAAGUGAACCUCAAUUGAUCAGAACUGAUGAUGUAGUUGAGGAACCAAUUGAUGAAGAAGAAGAGCAAUUAAUUGCUCAACAAACUGUACAACCAACCGUUCAAGGUGAUACUAUGGAAAAAUCAGGAUAUGUCUGGGUUUUAGCUGAUAAUGAAAAGACUCAAGUCGUUGCUCAACAACAAGCUGAACCUGUUGUUGAAACACCAGUUGUUGAAGAACCUGCUGUUAUUGAAACACCAGAAGUUGUUGAACCAGUUGCUGAAGAACAACCUGCUGCUGUUGUUGAAACUAUUCCUGAACCAGUUGUUGAAACACCAGUUCAAUUCGCUGAACAAAUGAAGAUGUUAAGCUUAAUGGGUUUCACUGAUGUCCAAAAGAAUAUUGAAUUAUUGACCAAACACAAUGGAAACCUUUCACUCGUUGUUGAUGCCUUAUUAGCUAUGUAAAUAUUCGUGUAAAAAAACAAUAAAUAUUUAUUCAAUUAAAUC
Messenger RNA from Naegleria gruberi, 1087 nucleotides. RefSeq lists its product as uncharacterized. The record is from RefSeq and is a predicted model, not a curated record. The transcript has a single exon. Gene Ontology annotation, molecular function: protein binding. Bases 35 to 1045 code for a protein of 336 amino acids. NCBI's taxonomy places the organism in Eukaryota, Heterolobosea, Eutetramitea, Acrasida, Naegleriidae.